UUGACAGUUUUACACGAUGCAUAAGGGCUAGCCAACAAAAUCGUAUUUAGUGAAGAGUCUACACGUCUAAUUUAGAAAACCUGUCUAAAAACCAAGGUUAAACCAUCUUUAAAUCAGUAUAUUCAAGUGAACGUGCACACUUUCACCCUUUCUCUUGCAGAGUGCACAACUUGUUUUGAUUUCUGUUUGUUUUUGUUUUGAAUUUUGUAGUUUUGUGCUCCGCCUGCUGCGACUGCAACUGUGGCGUUUGUUUUUUUAUUCGCGAGUGCAGAGCAGAAAUAAAAUUUAUUAAUGAUUUCGUGAGAGUUACACGUAUCAAAAUUUAAUGAUUUGGAUAGUGUGAGGAGCCCCGAGGAGCUGUCCUCAAAGUGGGUGGAGAUCUCUUGUUCUCUUGGCAAAGGCGUCUCGUAAAUUUCUGGAAGAGUAAGUUCGGUGUUUUUCUUUCACUAGACGUGGCCUUGUGGGCCUUUGAUCGGAGUAAUGGAAGAGAUUGGAAGCGGUUUUUGGUCUGUCAAGCUGUCCUGCGCCACCGGGUAGAGUCGCCAACUUGUUGCGCAUAACCUAGAAAAUGCAGUCUAGAACUGUGCGCAGAACGCCAGCUUCUGUAAAUUGCUUCGCCACUGGUGUCCAAGUGGGGACCUUACCGGAACUCUCAACGAAUAACACGCAACCCUCCCAGUAGCUGCAAUUGAUGGCCAUUCCGUUCUGUUUCCGAUUGAGACGCGCCUUUUCUCUUUCCAUGCCAUGUUGAUUGACCGAGCGCUGUCGUGGUUGACUCCACAUCGGAAUAUAACUCGCUGGACACGAAUAAGGUUGUCGUCAACACAUGUGGGUGACACCGCGCGAGGAGCAGGCGGAAUCGAUCAUACAGGUGGGUGACUUUUCUGUUAAGACAAAACGACCGACUCGCAUCACGCCUUUCCCAUUGUCGUGCUGUCCGAGUGCUUCAGCGAAUUAAAAAUCUUCAUCGCCAACAGGUACGACACCAAUCUGAUCUUCCUGUCAUGCGUGCAGGAACCGUAACAACGCCGUGUACGACAUCAGCUCAACGGCAACGAGUGCGCGUACAGGUGAGUUUCGAUUUGAGAAGUAAACAAUUUCGAAAUUAGCGAUCUUUCAGUUUCCAGACACUUAGUGGAAGUUUUGGCCUCGCUUUUGAUCUUGAAGGAACAGCAUGUAGACACGUUGCGUUGCCUUCGCUCGUAUCGUCACCACCAUUAGUCCCGUCUUUGUCAAUACUACUUCUGCGGCCUUGAAGAGUUUCGGCUCUGGUGCGCAGUCUGGUCGUCAUCUACUGCCAGGGCAACGAACACCUAAUCCGCUGCUGCUGCCUAUAGGCCACCUGGUGGACAUUGGCCAGCAGGUGCUGUACAAGAAGAUACAAAACACUGGCGAGUUUUAGGUUGUGCGCAGCUACGCCGAGAGUCCGAAUUGAGCUUCCGCCGCAAGAGAAGUGGUUGCGCAUGCUUCUGAUUCACGAACUGUACGUGUCCUACAACAACCCUAACCUGAAGAUCUGCGUUCUCCUCGUCGAGCUUGACACCAGCUACUGGAGCGGUCAAAGCGUUGGCGUGACAAGAUGUGCUUCCAGACCGCGCGAUUCCACUGACAAUAUCGAACCGGUGCACGAUUUCGAGAAGCGAAAUCUAUCUGCGUGAGAAUAGAUCGAGUUCGACGAAUGGACCAUGACAUCCCGAUUGCUGAAGAUGACCCGCAGCCAGAUCAUUACCCGCAAAAUUCGAGCAUGAAAAAGAUCAGGACAACCUCCAAAACAGAAAAGUACACUUCUUAUAGUUAGGUAAGAAAAUCCCGUAUUGCCAAAAUCACCAUCUGCCAGGCAGUAAGUUUAUGUUUAUGUAAUAUGUUGUACUAGUAGUUGUAUUUAGUUUCUAUAAGGAAUGGGAAAAUCAUAAGCCCCAAUUAUCCUCUUUUGUAUGAACGUGUUCUUUCCAUUCAAACUUUCGGCAAUGGUAUUUGUUCAUUCAAAUCAUUAUUCGUUUCAAUGCUCAGUUGAAUCUGGUUUCUGGUGUAACUUUCAAACACUUUCUUUGCUAAGCAGGUCUACUUUUGAGAUUUUGUUAUGAUCAAAUUCUAAAUAGCUCAAAUCAAAUCCAAAAGUAUGUCACCACAAGCAACAGUUUACGAAAACGUUUGAAAUUUACAUCGGAUUCUAGAUUCAGCGGAGCAAAAAUUUUUUUUUGCUUUUGGUAAAUUUACGUUAUUUUCAUCGGAAAUUUACACGAUUUCGAAAAAAAAUUGCCUAGGCUCAUUUACAUUGGAUGAAAUGUAAAUUUCCAAUGAAAAUGUUGUAAAUUCGCAUCAUUAAUGACGUGCACUUUUGGUACAUCAUAAAUGAUGUAAAUUUACCCGAAUUAUGUUUUCUGUGCACUCUACCAGCCAACCUCCGACCCAUCACUCUUGUGAGUUGCGUAGGUAAGACGCUGGAACGAAUGGUGAACCGGCGGCAGAUCCAGCUGCUUGAAACCAAGGGCGUGCUCGGUGCACGACAACAUGGGUUCCGCUCCGGCCACGGAGUCGACACCUACCUGGCGGAUCUGGAAGAGGACAUCAACGCGGCCAUCCAAGAGGGGAAACACACGGAGUUUGCCCUCCUUGACUUGGCAAAGGCCUACGACACCGCCUGGCGUACCCCCAUCGUGGCGAACCUCGCCAAGUGGGGUAUCGGCGGUAACAUGGGCCUGUACAUCGAGGACUUCUUAACAAACCGAACGUUCAGGGUUAUCGUUGGCGGUGUCCUUUCCACUUUGAGAGUCCUGGAGAACGGUGUCCCGCAGGGGACGAUAAUAGCAGUAACGGCCUUCCUCAUCCGCAUGACGGAAGUGGAAGCCUUCGUCCCGGCAGGAAUCGAAAUGAAGAUGUACGCCGACGACAUCCUACUUUUCGCCUCAGGGAAGAAAGCUGGAGACGUCCGCAAGAAGCUACAGAAGGCAGUCAAGGCAGUGGAGACGUGGACAACGCUAUACGGCUUCCAGCUGUCAGCGGCCAAGUCACAGCUUCUCCAUGUUUGCCGGAAGAAUCGACAUCUGGACCUCCCUGGCGUCACCACCGACGACGGGCCAAUGGAAACCGUGAAGAACGCAAAGCUGCUCGGUAUCUCGUUGGACAGCAGAUUCCGCCUAUGGAAGCAUAUUGAGGCCACGAAGAGGAACUUGGCGAGGAGCAACCGAAUCCUAGCCGUUCUCGGCGGACACCUUGCCGCCGGUGCGCGGACCACAAUGCUGAUGGCGCAACGAGCUAUUGUCCAGUCACGGCUGUUUUUCGGCUGGGGGUUGGUCAGUAACGCGAGCGAAUCAAGGAGGAACCGCCUGGAGGCGUGCUACAACGCCGGUAUACGUUCAGCAUCCGGAGCCUUUAAAUCCAGCCCGAUCCUCGCCAUCAUGGCGGAAGCGGGCGAGCUACCCUUCCGUUACCAAGAAUCCUUGACCCUGAUCAACAAAGGAACGCAAAUCCAAGCCCUGGCGGAACCAGGUGUUGAACGCGCUGUGUUUGCCCGAGCUCAAGCGAGGUUUGGUGAGCUAACAAACCACGAACUUCCCGACGUUGCCAGAGUUCUCCGAACCUCUGACCGCGCCUGGAACGAACCAACACCGAGGAUCGACUGGAGAAUGCACGAACUUGUUCGCGCUGGGGACAGCCACACCAAAGUGGCGGCCGCAUUCUGCGAAAUCGCUCAAAGCUACCAAGUGCACCGAAGGAUCUUCACCGACGGCUCGUUGAAGGACGGGAUAGUGGGAGCCGGCGUCGUUGACGGCGCCACGCAGACCGCUUUCCGCCUUCCGGAACAAUGUUCGGUGUUUUCUUCGGAAGCGCUGGCGAUCGUGAAGAGCCUGGAGAACACGCCCGAUGACGGAAGCCGACUCGCCAUAUUUUCGGACUCUCUCAGCGUCCUAACAUCAGUGAAGAGUGGCAGCUCAAAACACCCAUGGGUACAACAAAUUGAAAAGCUGAUGAACAAACGUGAAGUCACCCUCGUCUGGAUCCCGGGCCACACCGGCAUUGCCGGUAACGACCUGGCGGACGAGGCGGCGAAAAGAGCAAACGAGCUGGAACCAGUCGACUUUCCUGUGCCCCGACAGGAUCUACUGCUCUGGGCGCAUGGAAAAAUCAAAGCCGCCUGGGACAGGGAGUGGUUUGGUCACAGAGAAGUCUUUCUCCGCCGGAUCAAGCCCACAACCGUCGCAGGCAAAGACCGUAGCGACCAGGAGGAACAAAGAGCGCUUACGAGACUGCGCAUUGGCCACACGCGGCUGACGCACGGCGACUCGUUCAAGACCGGUGGUAAAAACUGCGCAACAUGCGGCGUUCCGCUCACGGUGGCCCACAUCCUGUUGGACUGCCUGCAGUAUGCUGCCGAACGAGCAAAAUUUGAGCUCGACCCCAAUCUUGGAGUUGUGCUCGCGAACGAUGCAGACGAAGAAAACAAGCUACUCGGUUUCCUUCGAGAGACUGGCCUCUUCAAGGAAAUGUGAGAACAACGAAGCAUCCAUUAGGGGUCUGGGUGACCCGGGGGCACCCCUAACCACAAGUCAUCCUAACAAGCCCCUAACUGGAAGGAAACGCACAAACCCCCCUGUUCCCUCGGACACCAUCGAACGACCACGAAGCACCCAUUAGGGGUCUGGGAGACCCGGGGGCACCCCUAACCACAAGUCAUCCCGAGGCGUGGAAUAGGGACAACCUCCCGGGCUCCCAGCCCCUAACUGGUAGAGGACGCACAAAGGGGGAUUAAAACCCCCCUGUUCCCUUGGACGAAACGCAAGCAGCAAGGCCCAUUAGGCCCAGCGCUGGAGGUGCUGCCACGAACCUUCAUCGAGCACCGAAACAACACAGAGCGUAUGCGAACAACCGACGAGCGACGAGCGGACGGACUACCGACAGGAAGAAUAGCUAGCGAACCAAUUUUAGGUUAUCAAAUUGAAUAUGUGAUUUAGAAAUGUACAUCAGAAGGGGCAGCGAAUGACCGAAAGGUUAAAACUGCCGGAAAUAAAUCAAUUAACAACAACAAUCGUCCUCCCGUCCUCCGACAGACACGGUCCAGAGUAGACGUGCGGGUGCUUUACUCUGCAAGUUUGUCGAGAAAUAAGAAGAAGAAGUUUGGUGCGAGAGUUUAUCGCGUUUUCGCGAGUGGAUUCCUGCGUUUCGGUUCCGGAAAAAUGUGCAUCGGAUAAAACCCGGAUUGUGCUCCGCCGAGACCACGCCGGGAGUGGCACCGGAGACGCGGCAGCGGCGGAAUCGUCGAAUUUCGGGGAGUUCCUCCACCGUUAUUUUGACAGUUCGGCCCCAAAGCGGAGGAUUCUUCGUGCCGGGAGUGAGGGAGAAAGUGUGAAGUGGCCCCAGGGCAGAAGAAUAUAAAACAACGUUAGUGCGAGUGAGACAACCAGUGCAACAGCCAGUGCGAGAAGAUUUGCGCCUACCGGCGUUUUUGUAGUCAAUGCACAAACCCUUGGUGGCGACACCUGGGGGUUCAACCGUGGUGCUAAAGGAGAGGGAGCUGGCAACCUGGUAGCCGAGACACCGACCACAAGCAGUGACACCUGGUUUUCCAAUUCGGUAUCAUCUCGGCUUCGGAUUCGGUCGACACCACCGCCUAGCCGGGACAAAAACCAAGUGGUGAGUUUUUAGGUAGGAUUUAGUUUAAAAAUUGACGUAUAGAGAGCGCGUCACACAGUAAAGUGACGUCGCCCGCCUGGCCA
Molecule: messenger RNA, 5714 nt
Organism: Culex pipiens pallens (northern house mosquito)
Lineage: Eukaryota; Metazoa; Arthropoda; Insecta; Diptera; Culicidae
Exons: 3
Coding region: 2451-4490 (679 amino acids)
Molecular function (GO): nucleic acid binding; RNA-DNA hybrid ribonuclease activity
Source: RefSeq, a predicted model, not a curated record